GUAAGGUCAAACACUUUAUGUAAUUUCAUUUUACUGUCUUUUAAUUUAUUGUUGUCAAAAUGUGUUGAGCUCUUUCUCGUGAAAGUCCACCUUCCUGAUAUUACAAAUUUUUAAGCCUACCACUGAUCCUAAAAUUGUCUUUAUACUUUAAAUUUGCGCUUGCCAUUUGGCAAAAUAUAGAUUAUUCUAACUCCCUCUAACAACCAUAUUUCUACAUAAAACCUACCUCUGCAUGAGACUACAUACUGUAUGCAUUACUUCAUACUAACCUGUAAUGCUUGAAAAAAAAAAAGAUGAUUUGCCCUAAAAUUAAAUUUGGAAAAAUUACCUUAAAAAAGUCCUAAAAUGAUCAUUGUGUCAAGUGUCUGAUAUCUGUAGACACCCUGACUGUUAGAGAGAACAUAUCAUUAUGAUCUGAGACAGAACAUAUUAUUAAGGUAACACCAAGAAAUCUUUCCACCUUUGGCCGAUUUGCUUUCUAGUCAUAUUGUCGGCAAUAUAGUAAGUGGGACAAUAAAGUAUGACUGCAUUGCGGAAGUGAACAAACUGUAUCUGUUUUCAUGUGUGCAUAGAUUCUGUAACUGUUUUGGAAAAACUGGAAAAGCUUAAAAUGACACAGACGAGUGACAGUCAUUGUGGUGACGGUUGGUGUGGUGACUGCACCGUCUGAUCUUCACAGACAGCAGAGAAGCCCCGACUAGACCAGUCACUCUGUGGCUCGCUGGUACACAGCAGUGUAAUGGAGGACUCUGAGCCGCUGUGUGCCUCGAGGUCAGAGGAGAGGAGGCUGAACGGUCACUGCAGAUGGAGCGCUCACACCCUGGACUCAAAGGUGGUGGAGGACUUCAGACGGAGGCUCAAGUACUUCUUCAUGAACCCAUGUGAGAAAUACAGAGCCAGGGGUCGCAAACCGUGGAAACUGAUGUUGCAAAUAUUAAAAAUUGCAAUAAUCACAGUCCAGUUAGUCUCUUUCGGCCUGAGCAACGAAAUGAUGGUCACCUUCAAAGAUGAAAAUCUGAUGACAUUCAGACAUCUGUUUCUAAAAGGAUACAAGGAUCACAAGAUGGGAAGCUACGCACUCUACACAAAGGCAGACGUGUAUGAUCACAUCUACUACAUCAUAAACAGGUACAUCAAUCUCCAAAACCUGACAGUAGGUAAUCUUGCAUACGAGAGUGUUGAUGGCGAGUACACUCCUCUGUCUGUUUGUCAAGAGUUUUACAGAAAUAGCAGCAUCUAUCCUGGAAAUGAGACCUUUGACAUUGAUCCACAUAUUGAUAAAGACUGUAUUUCCAUAUAUCCCGUGCAAUCGUUUGACCACAGCGGUUCGGCCAUGCACCUCAACUUCUCUUUAGAUUUCAAAAGGCUGCUAUCUGUGAACAUCUACCUUACUCUGAAAACAAUCAAUCUGCAGACUGUGCGGCACCACGAGCUACCAGACUGUUACGACUUUCAUAUAAUGAUCAUGUUUGACAAUCGUGCACACAGUGGAAAGAUAAAGCUCGAUGUUAUAAAUGAUGUAAGAAUUUAUGAAUGCAGAGACUGGAAUGUUGAAGGCACUUCUGGUAAGAACGAUUACCUCCUCCUGUCAUUUGACUCUGUGGUCAUCCUCGCCUGCUUCACCUCCCUCAUCCUCUGCAUGCGAUCCGUCAUCAAUGGCAUCCAACUCCAGUUUGAGUUCAACAUAUUCUUCCAUGCCUACUACAAUAAAAUGGUGUCUUGGUCAGACCGCAUGGAGUUUGUGAACGGCUGGUAUAUCCUCAUCAUUGUGAGCGACACACUGACCAUCGCUGGGUCAGCGCUGAAAAUUGGAAUACAAACAAAGUACCUGACAAACUAUGACGUCUGCAGUAUCUUGCUGGGAACAGCCACAAUGCUCGUCUGGGUCGGUGUGAUGCGUUACCUUGGUUUCUUCAGGAAAUACAAUAUAUUAAUCUUAACACUAAGGGCGGCAUUCCCAAAUGUGAUUCGAUUCUGCUGCUGUGCGGCCAUGAUCUACCUUGGGUACUGUUUCUGUGGCUGGAUCGUCCUUGGGCCUUACCAUGACAAAUUUCGAACGCUUGACAAGGUGACAGAGUGCCUCUUCUCCCUUCUCAACGGAGAUGACAUGUACGCCACCUUCCUGAAGAUGAGACAUGGGGGCUACAUGGUGUGGCUCUUCAGCAGACUUUACCUUUACUCCUUCAUCUCCCUCUUCAUCUACAUGGUGCUCAGCCUGUUCAUCGCUCUCAUCACUGACACCUACGAGACCAUUAAGCAUCACCAGCAGGACAAGAUGCCAGUGUCCCAGCUUCAUGCCUUCAUAGCAGAGUGCAGGGACCAGCCUGAGUCUGGAAGAUACCAGACUGAUGAAGAACCAGCGUCCUGCUGCCUCUCUUCAUGCUGCUGCUUUUAACUUUGCAAAAUGCGGGCAAAGAGUUGGUCUAUCACGAGACUGAUUAAGGCUGCAAAGAGUCCAGACUGUCUGCAUGGAGAAUUUAAUGGUACUGAUGCAUGAUGACAAUGCCACAAUAUUUUCUUUUUUAAGUAGAAUUCAUUUGACUUUACUUUGUUUUUGUUUUUUAAAACUUGUAUUUGUGAACACUACUGAAGUUAAAUGUUCAAAGGAUCAGUUAGUUACGUAUGUUGUCACCAGUGUGAUUUCAAUAUGAAUGUGCACUCACAACAAAUUCCUCCUCAGUUCAGUGAUGCAUUCAACAUUUUCUUUUGUGACCUGAAGAGGAAUUUCCUCCUGACCCCACAAUAACAGCAUAACUGUAGGUUAAAUAUGUCUUUUUACAAGUACUUUAAUAUAUUUCUUAAUUAAAGAAUUUUUAAAAAAGUAUAGAUUUACUGAUUUAAAAAUCAACUGUACAGGCUACUAUAAAAACUAUGGGAAAGUCAGUUGUUUGUGUUUGUUUGUUUUUUUUUAAAUAAUUUGUAAUAUUAUAUUUGUUAUAAAAUAUUUUCUCUGCAUAUUUUCGGCGUGUAAUAUAUUGUUAUGUGAACUAAAUGAAUUGUUUUUGUGGCUGUACUUUGUGUAUUUCUUUCCACUGCUUCUGUGUUUUUUUGUGGC
Molecule: messenger RNA, 3055 nt
Organism: Plectropomus leopardus (leopard coralgrouper)
Lineage: Eukaryota; Metazoa; Chordata; Actinopteri; Perciformes; Serranidae
Gene: mcoln3a
Product: mucolipin TRP cation channel 3a
Cellular component (GO): lysosomal membrane; plasma membrane
Molecular function (GO): NAADP-sensitive calcium-release channel activity
Source: RefSeq, a predicted model, not a curated record